This is a messenger RNA of Lottia gigantea (owl limpet), 369 nucleotides long. RefSeq lists its product as hypothetical. The transcript has a single exon. The annotation marks the transcript as partial. The record is from RefSeq and is a predicted model, not a curated record. Lineage: Eukaryota; Metazoa; Mollusca; Gastropoda; Lottiidae.
AAUAUAGUAAACUUUGAAAAUACAGUAAACUAUGAAUAUAUAGUAACCUAUGAAAAUAUAGUAAACUAUGAAAAUAUAGUAAACUAUGAAUAUAUAGUAAACUUUGAAAAUACAGUAAACUAUGAAAAUAUAGUAAACUUUGAAAACUAUGAAUAUAUAGUAAACUAUGAAAAUAUAGUAAACUAUGAAAAUAUAGUAAACUAUGAAUAUAUAGUAAACUGUGAAAAUAUAGUAAACUAUGAAUAUAUAGUAAACUUUGAAUAUAUAGUAAACUAUGAAUACAUAAUAAACUAUGAAAAUAUAGUAAACUAUGAAUAUAUAGUAAACUAUGAAUAUAUAGUAAACUAUGAAUAUAAUAGUAAACUAUGA